Molecule: messenger RNA, 4225 nt
Organism: Vanrija pseudolonga
Lineage: Eukaryota; Fungi; Basidiomycota; Tremellomycetes; Trichosporonales; Trichosporonaceae
Gene: WDR7
Product: WD repeat-containing protein 7
Exons: 13
Coding region: 25-4170 (1381 amino acids)
Cellular component (GO): cytoplasm
Molecular function (GO): protein binding
Source: RefSeq, a predicted model, not a curated record
CAACAACUCACGACGCCAGGAGUGAUGACAGAACCCCCACUGGUCAUCCCCUUCCUCCCGGAUGCGUCGGUGAGCAACGGCCUGCCUGUCGACCCAGUACGUGUUGCAGCAUGGGUCACCUCGACGGCGUCCGGCCCAUCCAAGCGCAUCGCAAUAGCCGGCAAGGACAACAGCAUCUGGGUGGUGCCCUCGUCCACACACCAUGAACGAGUGUCUUCACUCCCCGCCCUCUCCCUCCCGUCGCCGGGCGAAACACCACGGACGACAAGACCACGUGCGAGUUCGUCGGCGUCCUCCAUCCUCAGCCACUCGUCGGCGCUGCGGCGCGUCUUCUCCCCACCAGCGAGCUCGCCGGCGCCACCGACACUCCUCUCGAUGGACGCGACCCCCGCACCGCCAGAUGAUCAUGCCGCGAUCCCUGCGUCGGAGCGCGCCGAGCUGCUCGACCAGCUGAAGGCGCAGGCCGAGGUCGACGAGCGCGCCGGCCUCGGCAAGGGCCUGGCGGCGCUCACGCGGCGCGGGCUCCCUGUCCACGGGAAGGAGGAAGAAAACGGCUUGGGCGGCGUCGAGAGCCCGCGGUCGACGACGUCGACCGACUCGGCGCGCAAGGCGUCCCGCCUGUCAGGCUUCUUCACCCGCACCAACGCCGAAGAGCAGGACAAGGAGGCGCAGGCGCGCGCGAGAGAGAAGCUGCACGAGACGGCCAUCGACCGCGAGAUGGACCGCGGAGAGGCCGAGGCCGCUGCCGAGGCGGAGCAGGUCAAGGUCGUCGAGCGCGCGAGCGCUAGCACGACGCUGGACCGCACGCCCCUGGCCAGUGUCAGCCGCCGGAGCGUGAGCAGGCAGAACAGCGGCACGAACUCGCCUCGGCUGGGGGAAGGCGGACCGGUCAGGAUCGUGCUUCCAUACCCUGGCCGAGGGAAGAUUGUCGAUCUAGCCGUCCUCGAGGAAGUUGGCGAGCUGGUGGUGCUUCGUGAUGCGGGCUUGCUAGACGUCAUCUCGCUCAGUACGCUGCAACUCACCACUCACGUGGAGCUGGACGACGCUGCACCGCCGACGAAUUCAAAGACCCCGCUGCUACACACAACAUGGCUCUGGCGUCGGGUACACCUCGCCGCGAGAGAAGAGGGCGCGCUGCUGGUGAUCAAUGGCGAACCAUGGCCGUCACCGUGGCCAUCGGCUAACGGAGAGGUUACGAGAGUGACCAUGCUCGCGCUGCCAACCCACCAGCCGGUAGCUGUACUCGAGCUGCCUGGUGUGGGCGACGUCGGUGUCUCGUCGACCAGCGAGGCGAGCUAUCUCCUCCACGCUACCGCCACGUCUCUCAUGUCGUAUCCCAUCAUCUUCCCCGGCACCUCUGUCUCUGGGUCUUCGACGCCUCGGUUGUCGUCCGCCGCGUCCGACGGGUCGCCCCUCUUGCGGCCGGAGAUGCCGCGACGCACAGGCGCCCUUGCCCAGGUGCGCAACUUCUCUGGAGCAAAGAAGGAGAGCGGGCUGGCCAAGUUCCUCGCCGCGAGCCGAUUACCGUCGAAGAAGAAGCCUACGGACAAGAUUCCGACCGCCGGAAUUGACGAGGGCUUGGAAGUGAUGCGCGACGGAGGCGGUCACUGGAAGAGCGUGAGCCUGCAUGAUGACGGGCAAGGUGUCGGUCUUGCCGAGGACCACGUCGAGGCGUUCGACUUUGACGGCAAGACGCUCAAAGUGCGCGGGUCAAUAUCCAUUGAUGGGGGCAAGUGCCAUGACGUCGUCUUCACGUCUGGCUGGCACGAUGUGGUCGUCGUCGCGGGUGAUAACGCCAAGCUCUACGGCCGCGAAGGCCCACUCAAGGCCGGAGCCUUGAAGUGGGUCAGCCGAAAGGCGUACGCUGCGCGCGGCGCGUGUAUCAGCGCCGGCCUGCUCCACACGGUGGACAAGGACUCAGCGGCCAGCGUGGACCUCGGCAGCCGGCUGGAGCGUACCGUCGAAGCCAAGCUGUCGGCCCCUGUCGCUGGAGACAAUCUCUGUCCCCUCGAUGCUGAUACAUUGUUCGCAGCGGAUACCAGCGGCGCCGUGCGCAAGCAGACCUUGUCCGAGUAUCUUCACGGCGUGCCCGCCAGUGACGAUGUACUCAGCAGUGAUCGCCUCGAGUCGGGCGUGACGGCCUCGGCCAUCAUCCACUCCGAUAUGGCUAUUGGUGGAGCGUUCCUCGUCGCCGGUGACGAGGACGGCAGCGUGCGCGUGUGGGACGCCAAGCCUUUCCGACUACGCGGUUCAUGGACCCUGUUUGACGACCCGGUGCACAACAUUGCGCACCUUGACCUCAAGGAAGCGGCCUCGCUCGAAGGUGCGCUGCUGUGCACCUCUGAGCGAGGCUCGGUUGCUGUCAUCUCCCUUCGUGACAUGGAUCAACUCUUCUUACUCCCUGCUUCUCGCGCACCAUUGGCACGCGUCUUUGUCGGCGGCCACAACAUCCUUCUCGCUUACGCCAAUGCCAAAGCGCGUGUAUGGAACGUUGAGACGCGCGAAUUCCGCCGCUCUACUGGCCUGGACGCCGCCGACGACAUGGUGUCGCAGCCCGGAUGGGCCGAGGUGGUUCUGAAAGAACCUCCGGCACUGGCUGGCCCGGUGACCAAGGUUGUCGGCGAAACACCAAACGGAUCGGAUCUGGGCCGCCUGCUUCAGCUCGAUCUGCGCAAGCUCGGCGAGACGCACAGCGGCUCGGCAUCGCCCUUGCCUGCGCUGCGCGGCUUGCUGUCGGUCUUUCUGACGUUUGGUGUCAAUCCCGCGAUUGAUGAGGUGUGCACCAGCAACUUGGGGAUCACACCACCACGGGCGCCGGCCGCCGUUGGCCUGGAAGGGUCGCGUAGGUCGGCGACCGUCGCGUAUACGUCGCCGGUGGACGCGUGGCGCGUCUCGUCCACCGCGACGGGAUUGCGGCAGCUCGCGAUCGUGUCGCUUCUCCGACCAUUCCUCGAUUCGCCAGAUCACGAGACCUGGGCGGCGGAUGUCAUUGCGUUCUAUGCUUCGUGCCUCCCGCAUGAUGCGAUCGAAGCGGAGCUCGAGCUCUUUGCUGCCUUCUAUCUGGACUCGUGCCCAGAUGUGCACCAAGCGGCCCGCAUGCUGUUUGGCGCAAGGAUAAGCCGCAUGUCCAAUACGGAGAUAGAAGCCCUGGUCGAUGCGCAACAAUCACAUUUGCCCAGCGUUGUCCCUGAGUCUGAGAAGAUGGGCGAGCAGGCGGCGCGUGCCCUCACCAUGGUUGGUGGCGUGGCGCUCCACAGAAUCGAGUGCAUGAACCCAGUUGCGUUGAAAAACGUCGCCGAUUCCAUCGCGCUGUAUCUGCACGACCCCGAGGCGACGCACGUCAGCUUGGCGAUCGAGCUGUGUUCCAAGGGCUUCGCGACGUGGCAGACGUUCUGUGACGCAAUGGAGCUACUGCGGCGCCUGUUCUACCUGGCGACGCACAAGGAUGUGCCAGGCCAGAAUGUGGCGGCGCAGGCGCGUCUGGCCGUGCUUCACGUCGCGUCGUUCAACGCCCCACUGUUCAUGUCCACGCUGUCGGUGGACAUUCUCGACGCAAAGUCGGCUGCGGCACGGAAGAGUAUCAUGAAGCUCUGUGUGUUCAUGGCACGCAAGCGACCGGCGCUCCUUGAAAACGGGCUGCCGCGUAUUGCCGAGGCCGUUGUCAAGAGCCUGGACCCCAAUGUGGGCAAGAUGCGCGACGAUGUGUGGGAGACGGCGACUGUGAUUUUGAACGAGCUUGUCCAGGCCUUCACAACUAUCGACUUCAACCCAACGACGCAAAAGCUUGUCGUGGGAACGCAUGAGGGGGCAGCUAUCAUGUACGACCUCAAGACUGCGUCGCGUCUCUACGUGAUUGAUCCACACAAGCACCCGGUGUCUGCGGUCGCGUUCUCACCCGACGGCAGGCGUUUGGUGACUGUGUCGCUCGAGGAGGGCGAUGUGACAGUUUGGAAGGUCGGCAGCUCGCUCAGCGGUUGGUUGAACGUUGGCGGGCCACCUCGCCAAGGCGCCGCAGCUGGGCAGCCUUAUCGACGGUUCCCAAUGUUCAGGGCUGGAGAUGACCCAUUACACGACACUGGCGCUCUGUCAGAGGUACAGAUAGCAUGGUCUGGUUCUCGCCAGGCACGGGUCACGAUCAAGGAGACUGCAUUGUCCUUUGAUACGACGUAAUACAGGACCGUGGGAUAGAGGCCCCGGAAUAAUGCACCUGCACUGCAGACACGGA